AUGACGGCACGUCUCAACGAACUUACAAGUCGUGAAGAAAAGCAGAAGGUUAUAAUUGAUUUCGUGAAGAAAGUUUUUAAUCGCAAGCCCGAUGGUCGAGACCCCAUACUGUUGAAACGGCAUCUUCCAGAGUCUUUCUUCCAGCCUGAGCCUGAUGAUGAGACAUGCAACAUGCCUGAGGACCUUAAAUUAAUGGUUUGUCGUGUUCGCAUGUUGAAUUAUUUGGGACGAAAAGUCACUGUCGGUCUCGCUGGAUUUAUAAAGACAGUGGAACUUGAGGCGGGCCAAUAUUUAUUCAAUACGGGUGAUCAAGAGAACAACAUAUUUGUCGUGAAAAAUGGCCAAGUCGAUCUUAUACUAAUGGAUACGGAUGGCAAUGAAGUUGUCGUUCACGAAGUCACCGCCGGGGGAAAUCCCUACUCACUAAUGGCCAUCAUUGACUGGAUGAUCCAACAGCCGUCAACUUAUCACUCGGCCAAGGCUAUUGCGGCCACAAACAGCACUGUGAUUUGUUUGUCUAUUCCCGAUCUCUUGAAAGUCUGUCAGCAGAACCCACCUGCCAUGUUGCGUCUCGUGCAAAUGAUAUGCGUUCGCAUUCAGCGGGUCACCUUCUCGGCCCUGCACAACUUUUUCGGGCUCGAUAAGGAAUUAUUCAAUCAGGCAGGUUUUGUGCAUUACUUGCUUCUACGCUUACCUUAG
Messenger RNA from Dibothriocephalus latus, 699 nucleotides. The record is from the annotation of a GenBank genome assembly. NCBI's taxonomy places the organism in Eukaryota, Metazoa, Platyhelminthes, Cestoda, Diphyllobothriidea, Diphyllobothriidae.